Messenger RNA from Trifolium pratense (red clover), 2720 nucleotides. Its product is annotated as prolyl endopeptidase-like. Gene Ontology annotation, molecular function: oligopeptidase activity; serine-type endopeptidase activity. Gene Ontology annotation, biological process: proteolysis. The transcript is spliced from 12 exons. Lineage: Eukaryota; Viridiplantae; Streptophyta; Magnoliopsida; Fabales; Fabaceae. Bases 99 to 2423 code for a protein of 774 amino acids. Gene Ontology annotation, cellular component: cytosol. The record is from RefSeq and is a predicted model, not a curated record.
AAAGGGAUAGAUAGAUAGAUUUGUGGGAAAGAGAAAGAGAGAAUUUUGAAAUGGAAAGUGAAACUUAGCAGCAGCGUAGCGCCCUAUAAAUAGCAGCGAUGAUGUUGUCAUCAUAUACCCAUUGCCAUUGCCGCUUCCUCCUUCCUUUCUUCUUCUUCUUCAAAUCCCACUCUUCUUCUUCAUUCCUCCUUAGAACAAAAACAACAACAAGAAUGGGUUCGCUCUCUGCCUUACAUGAUGAGGUCAUCCAAUAUCCCAUUGCUCGCAGAGACCACUCCAUCGUUGAUAACUAUCACGGUGUUAACAUUCCCGACCCUUACCGAUGGCUUGAAAAUCCUGAUUCAGAACAAGUCAAGCACUUUGUACAAAAACAGGUUGUGUUGACGGAUUCAGUGCUCAAAACAUGCGAUUAUUUUAGAACCAAACUUGGUGAAACUAUAAAAAAGGUGUUUGAUCAUCCUCGUUAUUCUGCUCCUUUCAAAAGAGGGUCUAACACAUACUUUUACUUCCACAAUACCGGUCUUCAACCUCAGAGCGUCCUUUAUGUCCAGGAUGGUUUCGAGGCUCAACCACAGGUUUUGCUUGAUCCCAAUCUUCUCAGUCAUGAUGGCACCGUUUCACUCAACACUUACUCUGUUACCAAAGAUGCUAACUUCUUGGCUUAUGGACUCAGUUCAAGUGGUAGUGACUGGGUCACCAUAAAGGUCAUGCGUCUUCAUCACAACCUUCUUCAGCCUGAUACUUUGUCCUGGGUUAAGUUUUCCUCUAUUAGUUGGACACAUGAUAGCAAAGGUUUUUUUUACAGCCGCUAUCCCGCUCCAACAAUCAAGGAUGGGGAACUGGUUGAUGCUGGGACUGAGACUGAUGCUAACCUUUAUCAUGAACUCUAUUAUCAUUUUCUCGGCACCGAUCAGUCGCAGGAUAUUCUGUGCUGGAGAGAUCCUCACAACCCUAAAUAUAUGUUUGGAACAAGCGUCACUGAUGACGGAAAGUAUGUUCUUCUCUCUAUUGAAGAAGGGUGUGAUCCGGUUAACAAAAUAUACUACUUUGACUUGACCAAACUACCUAAUGGUCUGGAAGGUUUUCGGAAUGAAAAUUCCGUCCUCCCUUUUGUAAAGCUUAUUGAUAACUUUGAUGCAAAGUAUCAACCCAUUGCAAAUGAUGACACUGUGUUUACAUUUUUAACUAAUAAAGAUGCUCCAAAAUAUAAACUAGUCCGAGUAGAUUUGAAAGAACCAAAUACUUGGACUGAUGUUAUCCAAGAAUCUGAGAAAGAUGUACUGGAGUCAGCAUAUGCUGUGAAUGGUAACCAACUGAUAGUGAGCUACUUGAGUGAUGUGAAAUAUGUUCUGCAAGUAAGAGACUUAGAAACAGGUUCCCUGCAGCAUCAAUUACCAAUUGACAUAGGCACAGUUAGUGAAAUAUCUGCACGGCGUGAAGAUAGUGUGGUUUUCAUUGGCUUUACAAGCUUUUUAACUCCCGGUAUCAUAUAUCAAUACAACCUGGAAACACAGAUUCCUGACAUGAAGAUCUUUCGUGAGAUUGUUGUCCCUGGGUUUGACCGCUCUGAGUUUCAUGUCAAUCAGGUUUUUGUGCCUAGUAAAGAUGGUACCAAGAUCCCAAUGUUCAUUGUUGCCAGAAAGGAUAUUAUUUUAGAUGGUUCACACCCUUGUUUGUUAUAUGGAUAUGGUGGGUUUAACAUCAGUCUUACACCAUUUUUCAGUGCCAGCCGUAUUGUCCUGGCGAAACAUUUAGGUUCUGUUUUCUGCAUAGCAAAUAUUCGAGGUGGUGGAGAAUAUGGAGAGGAAUGGCAUAAAGCAGGAUCCCUUGCAAAAAAGCAAAAUUGCUUUGAUGACUUCAUUUCUGCAGCUGAAUACCUUGUAUCUACUGGUUAUACCCAACCCAAAAAAUUAUGCAUUGAAGGUGGAAGCAAUGGUGGACUUCUUGUUGGCGCUUGCAUUAAUCAGAGACCUGAUCUUUUUGGGUGUGCACUGGCUCAUGUUGGGGUUAUGGACAUGUUGCGGUUCCACAAAUUCACUAUAGGUCAUGCUUGGACCUCAGAUUUUGGUUGUUCUGACAAAGAGGAAGAAUUUCAUUGGCUAAUCAAGUACUCACCAUUGCAUAAUGUCCGGAGACCAUGGGAACAACAUCCAGACAAGUCAAUUCAGUACCCAUCAACAAUGCUAUUGACAGCUGAUCAUGAUGAUCGUGUUGUACCAUUGCAUUCAUUGAAGCUUUUAGCGACCAUGCAGCAUGUCCUUGUUACUAGCCUGGAUAAAAGUCCCCAGACAAACCCAAUAAUUGCUCGAAUUGAAUGCAAAGCUGGACAUGGAGCUGGUCGUCCAACACAGAAAACGAUUGAUGAAGCUGCUGACCGGUAUGGUUUUAUGGCAAAGAUGUUAGAGGCUCUUUGGAUUGAGUAGAGUUGGAGGUGGAUAUCAUUUCUUUCUUUUCCACCCAUGACAAUUUGAUAAUAACGGAACAGCAUUAGGUGGUUUCUUGAAUACUAUACAGCCAUGGCAGUGGCCUAAGAAGGCUUGUUAUAUUCAGUCAUUUUUGUUUUCCCUUUCUCGACACAAUAGAAAAGUUAUCACUCUUCAAUAAUAACAUUAUUACACUACAUAGGUUGCAAUAUGAAAUGUACAUAUCCCCUUGUAUUAUUGGAAUGGAACAAGAUUCCUCCUGAAAUAUUCAAGAAUGAAUGCUAAUUAAUGUAAUAA